Molecule: messenger RNA, 2048 nt
Organism: Parasteatoda tepidariorum (common house spider)
Lineage: Eukaryota; Metazoa; Arthropoda; Arachnida; Araneae; Theridiidae
Product: protein lin-9 homolog
Biological process (GO): DNA-templated transcription; reproductive process; regulation of cell cycle
Cellular component (GO): transcription repressor complex; nucleoplasm
Molecular function (GO): DNA binding
Source: RefSeq, a predicted model, not a curated record
AAAAAAUGUAAUUAGCUUGAUUAUAAUUUAAAAACCUACAAACCACUAAAUUUUUCUGAAACGGAAUUACAAUUAGACCAUUGACAUCAUAACAUUACAGUUAAAAACUUUGAAGUUUGGCAUCAUAUAAAAAAUGGCGGAUUCCCUUGAAAAUGAAUCCGUAGCUGCUCUGUUGAGCAUGAAAAGCCAAGCUAGGCAUAUCCCCACAGCUCCUUCACCUGUUCCUGCAAGAAGAGAUUGUUCACCUAGAAUCCGAAAACGUAAUCGAUUGAUAUAUAACGAUCAUGAAGAUACGUCUUACACUCUCUCAAGAUCGUCGCCUAGGAAAACAGUCCGAGUCUCAUCUCCAGUACCUUCAACACCUCCACAACAAUUACCUGACAAGCGUGUUGCUCAAAAAGUGGGUCUAAAACUUCGAAAUCUCUUAAAGUUACCGAAAGCUCAUAGAUUUUUAUGUUGUGAAUGGUUUUAUUCCAACAUAGAUCAACCUCUCUUUAAAGAUAGCGAUUAUUACAGUUGUUUGCAAGAGAAUUUUCCCAACUUAAAAACUCGCAACAUGACUCGUGUUGAGUGGUGCAAGAUACGAAGAUUCCUUGGAAAGCCUCGGAGAUGCUCCCCAAGCUUUUUUGCUGAAGAAAGAAAAUCAUUGGAAUUAAAGAGAAGUAAAAUUCGACAACUCCAGCUGCGAAAAAAUGUUGAUUUGGCACUGUUCAAAGAUCUUCCAUCUGAAAUACCUCUACCUCUUGUGAUUGGAACAAAAGCAACUGCAAGAGUUCGCAGUCCACAAGAUGGACUUUUCUAUGGUUCCAUAGAUGCUGUAGAUACUUCCAACUCUACUUAUCGCAUAACAUUUGAUAGGCCAGGACUAGGCACCUUUUCUAUCCCAGAUUUUGAGGUUCUCAGUAAUGAUCCACCUGAUAUGAUGCCUAUCAAAGCAUUUGCUCAAAAAUCUCGUCCAAGAAACUUGUUAUAUUCAUCUCCUCGCUUCGUCCCAAUUUCUCCUUGGUCGCAGUCUGAUACAGAUCCACUUUUAGGAGAAUCUUCAAACAAAGAAGAUGUUUCUUUUGUUGAGGAUGGAACAUUAGGGGGCUUUCCUAAAAAGUUUCUCGCUCUGUUGGUGCGGCUAACAAAAAUAUUGGCUGUGAAGAAAAAAAAUUUGACUUUAUUGAAGGAUAUGCAUACUGAAGCUGAACGAAGUCUAUCUCGAGGUCAACCCAUGACUUUUGACUUUCAGAAAUCUUACGCGUCUCUUGUUUUGGAAUUUGAGCGUCUAAAUAAAGAUCUCUGUGAGUAUCUAAAUAAUGUACACACUUUCUGUCAAGAGAUAGCUCCUGAACAGGGGUUGCAACCUGUAUUACAGCCAAGUACCAUUAAAGAUCAAUGCUUUAAAGAAGCAUUGGAUUAUAUUGAGCAAAAGAGCCUUCUAGAAGACUUUCCUGUUGUGAAGAACCAAAAUAUAUUGAUGCUUAUUGCUCAACUAUCUUCUCUUAUGUCCCAGUUAAAACACCUCUCUACCAGUGAAUAUAACUCAUUUGAGUUCAAAUCUCUUUCAGAAACAUUAACUGAAAUACAAUCUAGACUAAAGAAGCAAAAUGUUCCAGUUUUUAAAAAUGAGGUUGAAAUACAUAUCAAUCAUAUACGAGAUGGUAUUAGUCAAAUGGGCAGUUUGCAUGCUUUUGCUUCUCAGAAUACGUAAAUCUAUUAAUGAUAUAAAAUAGUUAUAAAUAAAUACAUAUAUUUUAUCUUUUGAAAGGCUGAACUGAGCUCUUCAAAUUUUAUAUAUUUAACUUAAUAUAUAUGAAUUUUUAUUGUUUGCAUAUAGAUAACAUUCAAAUGGGAUUGAAUGUAUUUUAGCUUUAAGCAUGUAUAAAUAUUUAUUAUGUUCUUAUUCUGUAAUUGACCUUAUAACGUCUUGUUUUACCAUUAACUUAUUAGGUAUUUAAGGUGUGUCAAGCCAAUUGCAAUGUUUUUAGCUGAUAUUUUUCAUUGUUCAAAAUGUAUUUAUUUUAUAUGUUUGAAAUUAAGAUUAAAAUCUUUUUUGGAAAACA